GUUUUCGCCUACUGGCGUCGCGAGCAUCGCCGAUCGAGCGCUUCCCCCGUCUCGCCCUCCUUACAGCCCACCUCCAAAGCACCGGUCACUAGCAACCCUCCUCAACUACCGGGACUGUCUAGCACAAGGCCGAAUAAUCUCACUGCGCUUGGGGCAUCUUCUGUGGAGAGCUCAAGUCCGCAGGUCCCGAACAAUCCCCAUGAGGACUACUAUGAUGCAACGAAAAAAACCAUCGCCGUAUCCGUCGCCCCGGCCAAUGCGCCAGGCUCCUCUUCAGCAAACCUCGCAAUUCCCUCCUCUUCCUCCGACAGCCACACCCGACCUCUUUCAAUCUCCGACGAGCAAGAUGUUACAACCACCACUUCGCAGUCGAACUACUCCCAAUCGUCCAUUGCCCCGCCGCGUUCAGAUCAGAGCGACGGCGAUUCUCCGAAGCCAAGCUCCCCGUUUCGACUGUCCUUGGGCAAAUCCCUCCUGAACUCCCAUAAUCUCACUUCCGAUCAUUAUAACAAACGCUCAUCGACUCCGGGGUUGUCAUCUUCCGGUCAUUUCCGAUUUAGAACUUCUCCCGAUAUCUCCCCGGGCGACCGGAUGGCUUCGUCACACAAGGACAAGGACAAGGAAUACAAGUAUGAAGGUGCGGGCAAUCGCCGUUCCGCAGACCGGGACGGUUCGUCGGAACAGGCACAUCAUAAGUCAGGGAGGACUCGGCUUCACUUGCUGAACCCUAUGUCUCUAUUGGCCAGAAGGCGUUCUUCCAACCUGGCUAGUCUGCGGACAGAAGACACUAGAGUCGGUGCUCGCAAUAUAGUUCCGGCUAUACCGGACGAUUAUGAUCCUAGAAUUCGCGGCAAUAUUGUUCACGACUUCUCUGCUCCUCGUCCGCGUCGGAACCUGUCAACGGCGCCUAUUCUUAUGCAUGACGUGAAUAACCAAUCGAGCUCGGCAGAUGUGGCCUACAAUGCAACUGGGAACUUUGCGCACGGCAAUGACCAGAGUGCCCAGUCAGGCGAGCAACGGAAGAGACACACACAGUACUCCCCUGUUUUCAGAGAACACUUCGAGGACGAUCAGAAGGUGUUGCAAGUCGAGAGCAAGGCAUAUCUGCAGUCAUCAUUACUGACAGCGCAAGCCAAUGCUGAAAAUGAUCCACAUACGCUUCCCGUAUUUGCACGAAAGUUGCCGUCAAAGAUACCGGAGCAAGAAGUGUCGCCUGAGGUGCCAAGCGACCAGAAGACCCAGAAGCAAGACAGCCAACAUAGCCCACAUAACAAUUCUAGAGAAUCAGCACAAGAAGAUACCGAUACGAUCGAGGUCAUACCACAUCAGCCAUCCGGCUUGCCUAAACACCUGAAAAGCAAUGCCUCCAGAUUUAGUUUCGAUAUGAACGGCGUCGAAUCCUCCGCCCAGGAGAAACUGUUAGAAGAGAAACAUAAGGAGAAGGAGGCUGCAAGAAGAGCCAAGGCACGCAUGGAAGGCACAAGUUUCAGUGACGGUGAAGACGAUUUCGACGAAGAUCUGCUCGAUGAUAUGGAUGAUCUGGAAGAGAAGAUACCCGGUGUUAAUGUUGAUGCUGACGAGGAUGAUGACUUUUCUGGCUUUUCCGGGCCGGGCAAUGCACUCAACAAGCCUUGGCUUGCUCCUGAACUCUCACCAAUCAUUGCUAGUCCGCUUCCAACUGGAAGCACGAAUUCCCAGAAUGUACAAGAACCGGCCCAGGGGCCGUUGGCAGGCAUCUCUGCUCCUUUACCCGUAUCUGAUCCCGCUGUCUCUGAUGUCACGACCAAUUUCCAGGCUUUAUCAGUGGCAACAAAUGCUCCCAAUAAUGGACCACAGGUUGCUAUGGGUUCACAUCCUCCGGCUCCGCAGCCAAUAGAAGAUGACGACGACCUCUACUUUGAUGACGGCGAGUUUGGUGAUCUGUCCACAGAGGACAUGGGCGAGAAAUUUGACGAGUCCAUUUUCGACGAUGAGACGAGUCACCUGUACGAGCGGAAGCCAGUGGUGCAGCAACCUGUUCCUGCACCUGCGCCGCCCGACAACGGGACCGAGAGCACUAAUCCACUGGAUGUUACCGCGGAACACGACGAGUUUACACCAGAGCCAGACUACGAUGGCGGACUUAGGCAUGUUCCUAGCAUGGCAAGCGAUUAUCGAAAGGGGUCGAUUAGAGUCUACGGACAAACGCGUGAGAGCUUGACUGAUCUGGGGUCAGCAAAGGCUCAUGGUGGGGUGCUUUCCGAGCACAACCUCGAAGCUUUCCACAAUGCAUUGGCCAAAGCCGCCAGUGAAGCGGCUGCAAGUGACAGGUUCGGGCGCGAGGCCAGCAUCAGCGAGCGGUCGUUGGGCCAAGAAAGCAUCGCGCAGACCAUGGACACACCUUCAGGCCUCAUUUCCGACGACAGUCGCUUGAGCCAGACGGUGGAUAUGGCUGCAUUUGAAGAAGUCUUCGAAGACUUCAGCUACGAUGACAACGAUGAUGCACUUUUUGACGACCCCAUCAUUGCAGCAGCGAACGCGGAAGCCCUGGAAAACGACGAUGAGGGAUUUUAUGGUCAAGAGUUCGGGUUCUACGCACAAGCACAUGGUGGCUGCAACGGUGAGCUCACCAACGGUGGCUACUUUGGUCCACGAGGGGUCGAGGGCGUCAAUCGUAGCUUCAGUAGUCGGGGCAAAUUUCGAGAGCCAAGCUUGACCCCUAUCACGGAACGCAGUGAAUGGAGCACGCGGAACUCGGUCAUCUCGUUGACAGCUCAUGGUGCUGCUCACUCCAACCCUAUCGCAAGCCCAGGCUUGGCUCAGCUGGUCGACCUUGGCGCUAUGGAUGACGAGAUGUCUCUAAGCGCUUUAAUGAAGCUCCGACGUGGUGCCUGGGGUGGAAGCAACGGCAGUCUACGCAGCAGUAGUGGCAGUCCCCCACUUCUACACUCGACGUCGAACCGAGCGAGCUUCAUCUCCGAUGCCAGCCCCACGGUAUAUACAGCGCCUCCCGAUGCGUUUGGCGGGAGUGCGACUGAGUCUCCCAUCCGGGAAUCGGACAAGUUCAGGUGGUCGCUGAACAAUACGGAGCAACGUGUGGGACAGUCAGCAGCGGGCGAGAGAGAGCCUUAGAGCUGCAAUCAUUCGAAUCGACUGGUCCUUCAUCGGUCAUACGCACCAAAGGUGGCCGGGAGUCAGUCAGAAGGGCGCACGCGUGUGACCAGCCCGGCUGCAGAUCCCGGCAACAGGUUCGUCGGGCCAAUCGGUAAAAGGAUGAGAGUAUAUAUAUAACGCAUAUUGGUAUUUUUAUUGGUUUGCUUACCCACAGG
Messenger RNA from Aspergillus welwitschiae, 3308 nucleotides. RefSeq lists its product as uncharacterized. The record is from RefSeq and is a predicted model, not a curated record. Bases 592 to 3111 code for a protein of 839 amino acids. The transcript has a single exon. Lineage: Eukaryota; Fungi; Ascomycota; Eurotiomycetes; Eurotiales; Aspergillaceae.